Messenger RNA from Vanrija pseudolonga, 2744 nucleotides. RefSeq names its product Peroxisomal membrane protein PER10 (gene PEX14). Gene Ontology annotation, biological process: protein import into peroxisome matrix, docking. The coding region runs from base 70 to 1086 and encodes 338 amino acids. Lineage: Eukaryota; Fungi; Basidiomycota; Tremellomycetes; Trichosporonales; Trichosporonaceae. Gene Ontology annotation, molecular function: signaling receptor binding. Gene Ontology annotation, cellular component: peroxisomal importomer complex; peroxisomal membrane. The transcript has 5 exons. The record is from RefSeq and is a predicted model, not a curated record.
CAACGCCGCGCCGAAGCCGACAUCGACUUGUGCUGCAUCACAUCACACACUCACACUCAUUCACACACAAUGGCAGAGAGCAGGCAAGAGCUGGUGCGCAAUGCCGUGCUCUUCCUCAACGACCCAAAGGUCCAAUCCUCCUCCCUAACGCAGCGCAUCGAGUUCCUACAAGGCAAAGGGCUGAGCGAGCCCGAGAUCCAGCAGGCGCUGCACGAGGCGGCCAACCCCGGUGCUGCUUCGGCGCCAGCAGCGGCCAGCCUCACGAGCCCCGUCGCUGCUCCGCCGGCGUACGCGCGUUCGACGGCAGCACCGCAGUACGCACCCGCACAGCAGGGCGGAUACGUGCCCUAUGGCAAUGUGUAUGCCGUGCCGCCGCCUGAGCCGCCUAAGCGCGACUGGCGCGAUGUGUUUAUCAUGGCCGUCGUGUCCGGCGGUGUCGUCUACGGCCUUGCAGCGCUGGCAAGGAAAUACCUCACGCCCCACCUGCAGCCCCCGUCCUCCACGGCCUUCCAGGAGACGUCGCAGGCCCUGACGGAGCAGUACGACGCGGCCGCGGCCGCGCUCGCGGACCUCAAGGCGGAGACGGAGGCGCUGUCGAAGUCAACGGAAGCCGAGCGCGCGCGUCUGUCCGCCGCGCUCGACGAGGUGGAGGAGGCCGCCCGCGCGGUGCGGGACGCCGAGACGCGCUGGCGCGACGACAUGCGCGAGGUGCGCGGCGAGGUCGAGAGCGUGCGCGAGCUCGUGCCGCGCAUGAUUGAGAAGCACUCGGCCGCGCAGAGCGCGGCGCUCACCGAGCUCCAGAGCGAGCUGCGCAGCCUCAAGACGCUGCUCGUCGCGCGCCAGGGCGGCGCCGCGGCGCCCGCGCAGCCCGCUACACCUGCGACCGAGGGCGGGAGCGGCGCGGCAAGCCCGACGCCGAGCGCGACGCAGACGGCGGCGAACGCGCUCCUCGCGCCCCGCGGUAAGGCGUCCAUCCCCGCCUGGCAGCUCGCGCCGUCCGCUUCCGCGAGUAACGGCGCCAGCGCGAGCUCGAACGCUAGCACGGGUACCAGCACGACGAGCUCGCCCCGCGCCGAGACGGCAUAGAGGGGGCGGAUGUGGCUAGGCAUAGGGUGGUGGCGGUUGGUCGGACAGAGACGACGACGACGACGACGGCAGCGACGACGUACGGGAUCGCGCCUUGCAGCGCAUGUCAUUCUCUAGGCAGUAGUGUCUAUGCAAUCCAUACAGUAGUACUAUGAGCCCCUCUACUCCCCCCGUGCGCGCCACGUGCCCACCUCGCCGUCCUCGCCACCGGCAGCGAGCACCUCGCCGUCCCAAGCGACCGCGAGCAGCCGCUCGCCGAGGCUCUUGCCGCUCUUGGUCUCGGUGCGCUCGCCGUCCUUGGGCGUGCGCUUGACGCUAAACAGCGCAUGCUUGGGGGAACGCACGUCCCAGAUCUGCACGUUGCCCGCAUAUGUCGCGGCGGCGAACGUGAAUGGCGAGGUGGGGUGGCAGGCGAUCGAGGGCACGGGCGAGACGAGGUUGAACGUCGCGGCGAUCAGCGACGUCGCCUGGCGCGUGUCCCACAGCGUGACGGUGCGGUCCAUUGAUCCGGCCGCGAGGGUGGCAGUCUGCGCGAACUGGUCGAGGCAGAGGAGGGCCUUGUCGGAGGGUCCUUGGCGCACGAUGACACCAGCGCCGCUCUCAGCAUCCCACCCGCGCACCGAGCCGUCCCACCCAGCCGACCAGACACGUCCCGCGUCCUCGCGAUCAAAGAUGCCCGCGCCCACGCGACCAUGGUGUCCGCGGAAGACGAGGUCGGGCACGCAGCGCCAUCCGCCCUCGCCGACGUCUCCGUCCGUCAGCCCCUCGAUGAUCCGCGGCGCGUCGCCCUCGAGCUUGCGCCGCUUCUUCUGGCCGGGGAGGUAGCUUGUCGGCUCGGCAGGCACCUGGUGCUCCUCUGGCUCGGCGGCCGGCAGGACAUAGAGGUGGAGCAGGCCGUCCCAGCUUGCCGAGAGGAUGUCGCGACCGCUGCUGGCCGCGACCGAGCUGAUGGGCCCAGUGUGCCCCAUGAGCGUGUACACCUCGCGCGCGGUCGCGCCCUCGCUUGCCGCCACGUCGGGGUCGAGCGAGGGCAGCGAGAAGACGUGAGUCGCGCGGUCCACGCCGCCGGCCGCGACGAGGAUGUCGGACGUGCUGGACGCGGGCGAGACCCACGUUGUUGAGGUCGCGCCGAGCGAGGUGGGCAGGGGGAGCGUGUACAGCGGCGACGAGGAGGAGAGGGAGGUGACCUGCACGUUGGAGAGGUACGACGAGACGAGCAGGUGUCUGGCGGUGUCAGCUAUGUUGAGCCCAAGCCAAGCCACUCACCCAGGCCGCGCAAGGCUCAGCCCGCUGACCCAGUCGUCCUGCUCCCACCGUCCGACCUCAGACGGGGGGAGCACAGACUGGAGGUACUCGACGUUGAUGGCCGUCUCCUCGUCGUCCCCGCGGUGCUUCUUGACCCACGCGUCGAGCGACGAGCGGAGCACCUCGCCGUCGACGACAAAGUCGAACGGGACCGGCGCGAGCCCGCUCUCGGCGCCAUGCCCGAGGACCUUGUUGAUGAGCUCGGAGAGCUGGAAGCGCCGCCAGUCGGCCGGGAUGAAAUACGUCGACUGCGGGAUCGCGUACUUGUCUGACCUGGUGAACAGGUUCACGGGGAUCUGGCGCGCUGCGCCGUUUGUCGAGCCGGACAUGGUGGGCUGGCUGGUUGUUGUUGU